UGUCCGGCUUCUAGUCUGGAUCCUUGCCAGAUGGGGAGGGAGUAGUUCCUGGAGCUUUCUUGGAGGGAUUUUGGGGGGAUAGAAGGGCAGAGAGAGAUUUAAGAAUUGAUAGGUGGUCGAGUUGUGUUUGGCCGGGUGGAUAUGCGCAAGCAAAGUCGAGGAGCUUUAUUUCCCCUCUCUUAUGGGAUUAUUGCCAGCGAUGGACAGAGAGAGGAGGGAGGAACAGCGGCUGGUGUUUCUUGAUUUUUACGGCUAUAAACGCGCAGCGCAUCGCAAAGGGACUCUGACAUUUUAAUCAUCGCAUUAGGGAACCUUGAAUAGCAUUUGAAAUAAAGGAAAGGUUAGUUUCCCCCACAGUGAGCGGAACCAAACAGAGGCGCAACCAUGACGACCGAGAGCUCUAAGCAACAUUUGGAUCCACCAAAUCCUCUGCGCACCAGUCCAGCUCUGAAUGCAGGUCUGCUGAGCGCACAGCCAGUGAUGGAGAGCGCGCAGAACGCGCCAACCAAAUGGAAAAAGGGAAGCUCUGGCUUGAGGCGCCCUGAAAAGCCUCCCUAUUCAUAUAUCGCCCUGAUUGUGAUGGCAAUUCAAAGUUCCCCGAGCAAACGUCUCACUUUGAGUGAAAUCUAUCAGUUCCUGCAGGCCCGCUUCCCUUUCUUCAGGGGAUCAUACCAAGGAUGGAAAAACUCCGUCAGACACAACCUGUCUCUGAACGAGUGUUUUAUAAAGCUGCCCAAGGGUCUCGGUAGACCUGGUAAGGGACACUACUGGACCAUCGACCCGAGUAGUGAGUUCAUGUUCGAGGAGGGCUCCUUUCGUCGUAGACCUCGGGGGUUCCGUAGGAAAUGCCAAGCUCUGAAACCAAUGUACAGGAUGAUGAAUGGUAUCGGGUUCGGUUCCAUGCUGCCGCAAAACUUUGAUUUUCAAUCACCUUCAGGCUCAUUGGCGUGUCAUAACAGCUACAACAUAGACUUCAUGGGUAAUACAGUUCCAGGUGGCUUUGAGGGCCUCGGAGGUGGACAUCACGUCCCACAUAUGUCAUCAGGCUCCGGCUCAUCCUACAUGGCCGCAUGUCAGGUGGCCUCUAAUGUGGACUAUUGCCCGGACAGCAGCAACAGCCCCCUGCAGUCCCCCCCUGCGAUGGUAGGCACUUUGGACUGUCAGUCUCCUUAUGCAAAUGCAGCCUCACACUGGAAUUCACCCGGUGUGUCUUCAUACAUCAAACAGCAGUCGCUGGCAUCAAGCAGUCCCACUUCUUCUGCUUUGCACACGGGGAUGUCCUCUUACUCUCUGGAUCAAGGCUAUCUGCACCAUAAUGCACGAGAUUCUUCUGAGAUUUCAGUGGGACUGUCUCGAUAUUCCGGCCACUCAGCUCCUGUGUGUGACAGGAAGGACCUCGUUUUGAAUCUAAACGGAAUCUCUUCUCUUCAUCCCAGCACCGGAGGAUCUUACUAUCAUCAGCUCCAUCACCAUCACCAGAGCGUCUAUCAGGACGUGAAGCCGUGUGUCAUGUGACAAAAACACCAAAGACAGAGCUGAACUUUCCUCAGGUGGAGUCAUUUCAACAGUCUUUGGUGACUUUUUGCUCGUGUAUCCUCGGUGAACUAAGCAAUAUCAACAUUUUUACUGCAACAUUUCAUAAUGUACACGUACCUGAAUUUAUCAUAUUCCUUCACUUGAGUUGGUUUUUCCGAAGUUGCUGAAGUUGUCGCUUGAUUUCCUGCAGAAAACCAUUAAAAAGAUUUUCAAGGGAUAAUUUGAAAGUGUUUUAUGUCUAUAAUAAUAAAUAUUUCCCGUG
Larimichthys crocea (large yellow croaker) is the source of this 1798-nucleotide messenger RNA. RefSeq names its product forkhead box F2a (gene foxf2a). Gene Ontology annotation, biological process: regulation of transcription by RNA polymerase II; animal organ morphogenesis. The coding region runs from base 385 to 1515 and encodes 376 amino acids. Gene Ontology annotation, cellular component: nucleus. The record is from RefSeq and is a predicted model, not a curated record. Gene Ontology annotation, molecular function: DNA-binding transcription factor activity, RNA polymerase II-specific; RNA polymerase II cis-regulatory region sequence-specific DNA binding. Lineage: Eukaryota; Metazoa; Chordata; Actinopteri; Sciaenidae. The transcript is spliced from 2 exons.